AUGGAUGAUGGAGGAAGAAGACAAGAUAUACGUGGUUCACCCCUUAAUGAAUACGUCCACGGAGAAGUACUUCGAUGUGGGACUCUUGCAAGUCACUGUGGUGGUGACACAUGUCACGGUGUUGAUGCUCUUGGUGCUGUUGCUUUGAUGCCGGAUAUGCUCGGUGGCUUGAAAAGUUUAACCGCGGACUAUUUUGCAAACCCUUGGAGUGCGAUUUCUCUGAUUGCGGCUGCUAUACUUCUGGCUCUCACUCUAGUGCAGACCGUGUACACCAUUCGCAUGAAGUGA
Molecule: messenger RNA, 288 nt
Organism: Prunus armeniaca (apricot)
Lineage: Eukaryota; Viridiplantae; Streptophyta; Magnoliopsida; Rosales; Rosaceae
Source: the annotation of a GenBank genome assembly